Messenger RNA from Aegilops tauschii subsp. strangulata, 1173 nucleotides. The record is from RefSeq and is a predicted model, not a curated record. Lineage: Eukaryota; Viridiplantae; Streptophyta; Magnoliopsida; Poales; Poaceae.
UUCACCUCCACCUAGACGGUGAAAUGACCCUGGUGGAUAUGAUUUUGCACUAUGAGAACGCCGUUGUACGUAUCCGUGAGAAUGAGGCACGAGAUGAUUGCACGGCCUCACAGAGUUUACCGGUGCCAGUUACUAGCUCGAGGGAACUUGAGAUAGCUGCUUCUCACGUCUUCACUCCAGCAAACUUCUAUAUGUUGCAAGCUGAUCUUAGGAAAAUUGGUGGCAUGGAGAUUGUAGAAAUAAAGCUCGGAGACGGAUCACAGCAGUACAUCGUGGCCUGGAAGAAUAACCGGAAGAGCCGUUUUUGGGUGGAGUACACUCCAGUAAAUUCCGCAGAAACUAUAAGGUGCAGCUGCAGAAGAAUGAUUCGAAAGGGUCUACCUUGCAAGCACAUAUUCCAUGUACUGAAGUACUUGAAUAUAUCUGAAAUACCAAAGUGUUUAGUUCUUGUGCGGUUCAUGAAAGACGCAAGGUUGGGACUGCCCGCCAGGCGCACAAGCGAUCUGUUGGGAUUUGGAUGGACUGGAGCAGCUGAAAGAAUGAAAUAUAGCCAGGUCAGUGUGUUGGCUUCAGAAGCUAUGCAUGCAGCAUGCAAACACCCAACUUUGUGGGAUCAGUUACAGGAGAGUUUGAAGGCCGUGAUAGCUAAGAGCCAUGAGUAUGAUCAGCUAAAGGAAAAUUUGAGUAAGAAAACGGCUGAUCUUAGUACUUGUGCAAUUGAAUAUGUAGAUGAUGGUGAAGGCAACAUAGUUGAAGUUCAUGAUCCUAUUAAAGUAUCAACGAAAGGUGCAACUAAGGUAGAUGAGAACCGCCCUAUGUCGAAAAAUGGUAGGCCACUUUCGUACGACGAGAUCAGAAUCAGGUGCGGCGCAUGCAAAUUGCUAGGGCACACUAAACGCAGCAAGAAAUGCAAACUAAAUAAGAAAAGCGUGGUGGGCGAAGAAGAGUAGAACAGUUGCUAAAGUUAUGUUAGGAUGAAUCCAGUGAUCUAAUAGUGAGGUGUUUACAAUGUGUUAUUGCAUACAUGAUACAUGAUAUAUACUAUUGCAAGAGGCCAGUACCUUGAGAUAGUGCUUGUAGCAUAUAUGGACUAAACAGGAGGCGGUCACUAGGGACUUUAAUCAUGGAAAAUGGAUAGCAUUUUAGCCAUUGUAAUGAUGGCAUCUUUUGUGU